Molecule: messenger RNA, 2359 nt
Organism: Impatiens glandulifera
Lineage: Eukaryota; Viridiplantae; Streptophyta; Magnoliopsida; Ericales; Balsaminaceae
Exons: 10
Coding region: 142-2196 (684 amino acids)
Source: RefSeq, a predicted model, not a curated record
GCAUGGCUUCCAAGUGGCAGCAGCUGUAAACGGCACAUCCAAUCUUCCCUUCGUGAGAGAGAAAAACAAAGAUCAGUAUCGGCCUUUUGAAUACUCGCCAAGAUUCAAUCAUCAUCAUCAUCAUCUUUGCUCGCUGCAAUCAUGACGACGAAGAACAAACCUCUUUCCUCCAUCGCAAACGACGUUCUCAAUGAAUGUGCACAGAAGCUAGAUACUUCACUUGAUGAAUUGGUUACAGAAUUCGAGAAGAUAUGGAAGCCGGAGUUGGAUGACUAUUCGAGGAAAUUGAUUGAGUAUUGUUGCUCAAAGGCUUUAUGUGUUAUGUGCCCUGAGAUAGAAGAAAGGAUUGACGAUGGCUCAUUUGGAAGGUUCACUUUUAACAUCAUGCUGGCUUGGGAGACACCUUCUGCUGCUGCUGAUGAUGAAGAAUCCAACUCGGAGAGCAUAUCAAAGGAGAAAAAUGAUGGUACAACUACAGAAAUGAUGCAAGAAGAUGAAGACGAGACUGCACUGUUCUAUUCUGACAUCAUGCCACUGCUUGUUGACCACAAGGCAAGCGUUGGAGAAGAUUCAUUUGUCUGGCUGGGGACACUAGUUCCAUUGCCAGUGGAUGUGAUUAAUGGUAGAUUUACAUUUGAUACCUUGACAGCAGUAACAUCCAACAAUAGACUCCACUUUCCUGCAUAUGAUAAGUACUUGAAAGAAAUUGACAAAUGCUUCAAACAUUUGCAAAACCAAGAUGCUCCAACAGGUGUUGAAUUAGCUGAUGAUGAAUUUAUACUGCAUGUUGAGGGAACAGCAAGCUCACAAAGAGUUAUACGUCACAUUGGAGGGACCAGUUGGCCUGGUAGGCUCACCAUGACCAACUAUGCUUUGUACUUUGAAGCUUCGGGAGUGAUAUCUUAUGAUACUGCUCUAAAACUUGACCUUUCAAAGGACAUCGAGCAUAGUGUGAAGACAGCAGCAACAGGCCCGUGGGGUGCUCCCCUUUUUGAUAAGGCUAUGGUCUAUGAAUCCACAGAUUUGGAAGAAGGUGUCCUGCUGGAGUUUCCCGAAAUAGCAAGCUCAACUAGGCGUGAUCACUGGUUAGCAUUGACCAGAGAGAUAAUGUUGUUGCAUCAGUUCUUAUCUAGGUACAAAGUUAAUUCACAUGACCAGUCAUGGGAAAUGCAUUCAAGGACCAUAAUGGGUAUCAUAAGGCUGCACGCAGCCAGAGAAAUGCUUAGAAUACGACCACCCGAGCCUAAAAGUUUCUUAAUAUUUGCACUUUAUGAAGAAUUGCCCAAAGGGGAUUAUGUUCUACAACAGCUUUCUGAGAGUUUGAAAAAGGUUGAUCUCAGUCACCCAUGCAGUGCCAGCUCAAUUUUAAGGAAUAUGAAUGUCACUCCAGCUGCUGUUCUUAGUUCAAAGGCACUUGGAGAAGGAAAGCAAACCAUUGGUGAAAGGGAAAGUGUAAGUGGACAAUCCGAAGAUAUAUCUCCACUGGAGGCUGCUAUUCAUGAAUCUAGAGAAGAAGCUAGAGAAAUCAAUGUUGCCAAAGCUACGGCUGAAGAAUUAAAAGAGGAAGGGAUAAGUGAUAGUGUCCAAGUUCUUCUGGAACUAUUGAAGCCUUCUAAAGGUGUCCUAGACCAGUUGCAAGAAGUGCUUACAUGGCAAAGGCCUGUAGUUUCUGUUGUCGUGAUUACAACUUUAUUGCUGAUCAUAUACAAAGAAUGGGCAGGGGAAGCUAUAGCAGGUUUAUUAUUUUGGGGAGUGGCCAGAAUUAUCCAGACAAAACGAAAGAUGGAAGAAGAAAUACCAGACAAGAUUGUAGUUUGCACUGCCUCUGAUCAGACAACAAUGGAGAGCAUAGUAUCUGCACAGCAUGGUCUAAGAUCUGCUUAUGACAUGGUGCAGAUGGCAAACAUAGUCAUUCUUAAGAUUCAUUCCAUACUUAUCUGGAAAGCCCCCAAGCAUACAAUCCAUGUUAUAGUGGCAAUGAUAGCAGCAGCAUGUUUACUGGUAUUGGUUCCAUUCAAGUAUUUCUUAAUGGCACUCAUCCUGAUAUGCUUCAUGUCUUCGAUUGAGCCAACAAAGAAGAAACAUAGCGGUGGAAACAAACAAGGCGGAAAUCGUAGGCUAAAGGAAUGGUGGGAUUCCAUUCCUGUUAUUGGCGUUGAAUUAGUUGACGAGGUUCCAACUCAAGCUAAUAAGUAAGUAAUACUGUUAUUGUUGUUCAUUGUCAUAAAAACAGUUAGGACUAGUAACCGGUGUUGUAAAUUUAAUAAUAAACGUGACUUUUACUGUUAUAAUAUGUGUAUGUAAAUUAUGCUCUUAAUGUGUGAACAAUAAAAAAAAAGUUAGUUUUUCUUUGUAUUCA